AUCCUCCAGCCUCGCGCCGUCACCGGGAGCUGGAUCAGCAGGAUCAGGACAAUAGCAUCCACCACUGCGUCGACGCAUAUUCCGACAUUUCUCUUUGUGCAAACGGACAAAUCGUGAACAUAACGGCGCUGCUGGACACCGGGAGGACGGUAUGGGGGAGCACGCGGCGUUUCUGCUGUUACUCGCGGCGACCUUGACGCUUUCAUCCGAGGUGCCAGAUGAUGACUCGGUGGGUUUGCUGACCGAGCCCCAGGUGGCCAUGUUCUGCGGGAAGCUCAACAUGCACAUCAAUGUGCAGAGCGGCAAAUGGGAGUCCGACCCUUCUGGUACCAAGAGCUGCAUUGGCACCAAGGAGGGCAUCCUGCAGUACUGCCAGGAGGUGUACCCAGAGCUGCAGAUUACAAAUGUUGUGGAGGCCAACCAGCCUGUCAGUAUCUCCAACUGGUGCAGGAAGGACCGCAGGCAAUGCCGCAGUCAUGCACAUAUUGUGGUGCCACACCGCUGUCUGGUAGGAGAGUUUGUGAGUGACGCCCUGCUCGUUCCCGACAAGUGUAAGUUUCUGCACCAGGAGCAUAUGGAUCAAUGCGAGAGCCACCUGUACUGGCACACUGUAGCCAAAGAGUACUGCGGAGACCGCUCCAUGAAUCUCCAUGACUACGGGAUGCUGCUGCCAUGUGGUAUAGACCGUUUUCGAGGGGUGGAGUUUGUGUGCUGCCCGGCCUGGGCUGAACGGGAGUCAGACAGCGCACAGCUUCAGGGGGAGGAAUCCGAUGUGUGGUGGGGCGGAGCUGAGAGCGAAUACUCUGAUAACAGCAUGACCCGCCCAACGGACAUACAGCUGGCCGCCAGGGAGGAUGACGAGGAUGUGGACGAAGAGGUGGAAACGUUUGAAAGGGAUGACAACGGGGAUGGAGAAGAAGAUGACGAGGAAGUCGAUAUGACGGAUGACCGAGAUGGCGAUGAGCCCAACGCUAACAUCGCCAUGACAACAACGACAACCACCACCACUGAGUCAGUUGAAGAGGUCGUUAGAGCGGUUUGUUGGGCUAGUGCUGAGUCAGGCCCAUGUCACGCCAUGCUGGAGCGUUGGUACUUCAUGCCUGAGACGGGCUGCUGCGCCCCCUUCUUGUUUGGGGGCUGUGGGGGCAACAGGAAUAACUUUGAGUCGGAGGAGUACUGCCUCGCUGUCUGCAGCAGCUCGUUACCAACAAUGGCCCCCAGUCCUCCAGACGCUGUGGAUCGCUACCUGGAAUCACCCGGUGACGACAGCGAACACACAGACUUCCAGAAGGCCAAAGAAAGCCUGGAAGCCAAACACCGUGAAAAGAUGUCCCAGGUUAUGAAGGAGUGGGAGGAGGCUGAGAGGCAGGCCAAGAAUCUGCCUCGUGCAGACAAGAAAGCAGUCAUCCAGCACUUCCAGAUAAAGGUGGAGGCUUUGGAGCAGGAGGCAGCGGGGGAGAGGCAGCAGCUGGUGGAAACCCACAUGGCCCGGGUGGAAGCUCUGCUGAACAGCCGCCGACGCCGGGCUCUCGAAAAUUACCUAAGCGCCCUGCAGGCCAAUCCUCCACGGUCCCGUCAAGUUUUGAGCCUGCUGAAAAAGUACAUCCGCGCAGAGCAGAAGGACAGGCAGCACACGCUGAAGCAUUAUGAGCACGUCCGCACAGUCGAUCCCAAGAAGGCUGCUCAGAUCCGCCCUCAGGUGUUGACUCAUCUUCGUGUCAUUGAUGAGAGGAUGAAUCAGUCGUUGGGUCUGCUCUACAAGGUGCCAAGUGUGGCAAAUGAGAUCCAAAACCAAGUCGCAAUUAUAAUGCAGCGAGUUCAGGCGGAGCUGUUCCAGCAAGUCUCUUCACUGCAGAGCGAUGGUCGGAUGGAUGGCAGGGUGAGUUAUGGCAACGACGCUCUGAUGCCUGAUCAGGCCUACAGCUCGGCUCCUAUGGACCCUGGCCUGGAUGGGCUGGGGUUCAUUCACCCUGAGAGCUUCAAUCAGCCCAACACAGAGAACCAUGUUGAACCCGUCGAUGCUCGUCCAAUUCCAGACAGAGGACUCCCCACACGGCCUGUGUCUGCCCUGAAGCCGGAGGAGAUGCCAGAAGUGCGGAUGGACACUGAAGAGAGGCAGAGUGCUGGAUAUGAAGUUUAUCAUGAAAAACUGGUGUUUUUCGCUAAUGACGCUGGAUCCAAUAAAGGCGCCAUUAUCGGGCUGAUGGUUGGUGGGGUGGUCAUAGCAACAGUCAUUGUCAUUACCUUGGUGAUGCUGAGGAAGAAACAGUACACUUCAAUUCACCACGGCGUGAUCGAGGUGGAUGCAGCUGUGACGCCAGAGGAGCGUCACCUGGCCAAGAUGCAGCAGAACGGCUACGAGAAUCCCACCUACAAAUUCUUCGAGCAGAUGCAGAACUAAAGAGCUGCACAACAACAUUUCCCCCACAGUGUCAGGUUGCGCUCUGUUCCAUUCAGCUCCUUUGCCCUCAGCCCCAGCACCUUCAGCGCCCUGUUCAGGAGGUGAAGGGUGCGAGGAUGACUGCAUAGCCUGGUUUGUGUCUUUGAAAGUAAGGAAAGGAGACCUUUUUGUCAGGGGUUUGGGCCAAAGAAAACUGAUAUGAAACAAAGCCUCCUUAAAUCCCUUGAUUGUACAGAGCUAAGCAUUACCCAGCAGCCCAGUUAGACAAAGGUACCCUGUUACACCUGCACAUUUCAGUCAGCCCCUGGAGUUCUCAUAGCAUUUGUACUGGAAAACCCCUCGUCGACUGUUUAUACGACAUCACGGCAGUAAGACACCCACAGCCGAAACUUGUAAUUUACCAAUUACUCCCUCACUGCUCCUCAAACCGGUCCGACGAGAGCUCUCAGAGCAACCCGUCGCACGAAUAGUGUUUCAGGUUUAUUUUUCAAAAAAUGAGAAAAAAAAUGAAGAAAAAAAUACAUAAAUAUAUACAAUCAAAAAUAUGUAAAAGCAGGAAAAACAUUUUUUUUAAACGUGUAAUAUAUUAAGACAGAGAUUAGCUGUAAGUAUAUGUAGUGCAUGGCAAUAUUGAUGACUGAUUAAAAGUAUACUGUAUGUGAAGGUCCUCAGGACGAGGAGGGGAAGGGGGGGGGGGUCCUCUCCCUAGAUAUUUUAGAAGGAUUGUACAUUUCUGGCGUCUUCUUUGUGACAUGAAGAAAAAAACGAGUAUUCAGAAUCCGGUCUGCUUUGUCGUCACAGACUUGCUUUAACUGAAUCUUGGCUCUUUAUUGCUCAUCUCCAUGCUUCACUGUUGUGUUAGCUGCAUGGGCAGAAAAAAAAGCUCUAUGUAUGUAAUAUAUGAAGUGUAAUAGUAUCCGAAAGGAAGAUGAUUGUGUUACUUGUUUGCGUUCUAUGCACUCUUGUCAUUUUUGGGAGUUUUGAUUAUUGCCACCAAAUAUUGCUGUUACAGUCUCUGAUGCCAACUGUCGCUGCACUUUGGAUUUUUCUUAGAAAGAGGCUCGAGGUUCAAACCUUUUAAGAUGGAAAGUUUUUAUGAAAGCCUAUCAUUCCACUGUCUUUGCUGUAAAUAAUUCAGAUGACGACACCUUCCUUCACUUCCAUUCCCACUUCCAGUCAUUUCUUUCCCAACCCCCCCAUCCCUCAUGUUUAUCCUCUCCUUCUUGCUGUGUCAGCAAUAUUGUACAUUGCGGCACUUUGGGACGUCGUAUGUGAGCAUUUCAUAAAUAGGACUGUUUGGGCGUGGGGAAAUCAGACAUUUUCUCCUCUCUGGACACAUUCCUCCACCAAAUGUCACAUUCUAUUUUUCUACAUCACCAAUGUAUACGUGUACAGCGCUUCUGUUUGUCCUGUGCUCAAUAUUUCAGCUCCUGUCGAAUCUGUAACUUAUUAGGAGGAAACAUGGCCCUCUCUCUAAAUUAUUAACCAUGAAUGUGACAUAUUGUGCAUUUCUAUGAGAAAUACAACACAUAUCGCCUGCACAUUGCACCCACAUGUGGAUAGACACUGACUGAAGCUCUUAAUCAGGCAAAUUUUUCAAUUUGUAUUGAUGCUCACUCUGGGUAUCUUUGGAGCCUAGUGAUGAAACAAACUCUUUGUCCCUCUGCUCAUUGAUUCAGUGACCUUUCUCUGUGUGUAGUUAAAUGAACAAUUUGCUUAGAAAAAGCUUUCUACACUCACUAUACCAUCAAUAAAAUUUUGAAUGUACAUAGAA
This is a messenger RNA of Haplochromis burtoni (Burton's mouthbrooder), 4175 nucleotides long. RefSeq names its product amyloid-beta A4 protein. The record is from RefSeq and is a predicted model, not a curated record. Gene Ontology annotation, cellular component: cell surface; plasma membrane; Golgi apparatus. The transcript is spliced from 18 exons. Bases 152 to 2401 code for a protein of 749 amino acids. Lineage: Eukaryota; Metazoa; Chordata; Actinopteri; Cichliformes; Cichlidae. Gene Ontology annotation, molecular function: signaling receptor binding; signaling receptor activator activity; serine-type endopeptidase inhibitor activity. Gene Ontology annotation, biological process: axonogenesis; central nervous system development.